AUGGCGGAUCACUUCGACACGACAGUGUCCGACAAGCGACAGCGACCACCGGAUGCAGAGGACACCGAGGACUGCGUAAAAGAUCCCAUCACACUAAUCUUCGACCGCUUCUGGGCCAAACUACGGGCACACAUCAAGCCUGCAAUGCCCAGCCAAACAUUACCCACAAGGGUAAGAGCCGAUGGUGGACGGGAGAGUGGGAGUCCUCCUCAGGGCAACUCUAAGACCCCCACAUCGAUCCCCCACAUCCUAAGCCCUCCCAGGCUGAGAGCAAGAUGGGGAGUACCCCAGAGGCGCUGGCCACACAAGCGGAGAGGGGCAAGACGAAACCCCAAGCGACCUGACCUACCUUCCCGCACCAACCCGAAAGGGCCGACCCUGGACCAUGAAGGUUCCCAGCCUCGUGGCCUACGAGCGCCAGUUCUCCCACAGCUCCGGGGCAAGAGGGGAUUCCCGCAACCGAGACACUAUGGCACUACCCAGAUGAGAUGGAACUCAAGCGUGAGGCCCAAACCUGAACGGCAGCAGACAACCGGAGGUCACAGGGCCUGCAGCGAUAAGACUAAUAUUCUGGCACAAGCUUGA
Pelobates cultripes (western spadefoot toad) is the source of this 585-nucleotide messenger RNA. The record is from the annotation of a GenBank genome assembly. NCBI's taxonomy places the organism in Eukaryota, Metazoa, Chordata, Amphibia, Anura, Pelobatidae.